Molecule: messenger RNA, 2767 nt
Organism: Aphidius gifuensis
Lineage: Eukaryota; Metazoa; Arthropoda; Insecta; Hymenoptera; Braconidae
Exons: 1
Coding region: 290-2767 (825 amino acids)
Biological process (GO): DNA integration
Molecular function (GO): nucleic acid binding
Source: RefSeq, a predicted model, not a curated record
AUUUUUAGUACGUCCACAAGAUAGAAAAUAUCAACGUAUUUUAUGGAGAAAUACGUCUGGUAUUAUCAAAACAUAUGAAUUAAAUACUGUAACAUUUGGUCUUGCUCCAUCACCAUUCCUAGCUAUACGAUGUCUACAUAAAUUAGCUGAUGAUGAACAAGAAAAUUUUCCUAUAGCAUCAGAAAUACUCAAGAGAGAUCUAUAUGUCGAUGAUCUUUUAACUGGUACACAAACACUUGAAGAAGCAAUUAAAUUGAGGGAUGAAUUAAUUCCUUUAUUACAACAAGGUAUGUUAAAUAUACGCAAAUGGGCUUCCAAUGAGCCUAGACUAUUAGAAGGCCUUCCAGAGGCUAACAAAAAUUUACAAUUACAAUUUAAUGACUCCAGUGCAAUAAAAACACUCGGUGUUUACUGGAGAUCUACUACAGAUACAAUUGUUUACACAGUUAAAACAAUUACGUUUGACGAAAUUACAAAACGCAAAAUUUUUUCUGAAAUUGGAAAAAUCUUUGAUCCUCUUGGACUUCUUGGUCCAGUUGUUAUGACAGCAAAAAUAGUUAUGCAACAAUUAUGGAGUAUAAACAUUGACUGGGAUGAACCUGUCCCAUCACCAAUUAAAGAUGAAUGGUUAACAUUUUAUAACCAAUUACAACUUUUAAAUGAUUUAUCUUUUAAAAGACAUACAAUAUUAAAUGAUACAACAAGUAUACAAUUACAUGGCUUUUGUGAUGCCAGUGAAAAAGCAUAUGGGGCUUGUAUUUAUCUCAGGUCCAUUGAUAAAAAAGGUAAAGUUUACACACAACUUUUGUGUGCCAAAGGGCGCAUAGCUCCUCUCAAGACACUAUCAAUCCCUAGAUUGGAAUUAUGUGGAGCAUUAUUACUUGCUUCGCUUUAUACAACAAUAAUUGAAGCAAUACACAUAACAAUAGAUGACACAUAUUUGUGGUCAGAUUCUACAAUUGUUUUACACUGGCUAAGAAAAGAGCCAAGUGUUAUGAAAACAUUCGUGGCAAACAGAAUUGCCAAAAUACAAGAAAAAACAAAAACAACACAAUGGUGCCAUGUACGUACACAUGACAAUCCAGCUGACCUGAUUUCAAGAGGUCAACUACCUGAAGAAUUCAUCAAAACAACAACAUGGCAACAUGGGCCGUCUUGGCUGUGUGAAGAUCCAGAUGGCUGGCCGAAAUUCGAGAUGACCGAGGGUUGCAGUCUACCUGAGCUCAAGGUCAACACAUGUCUCAACACAACGACAAGUUCAACACAACCGCAAGUAAAUAUAAACAAUAAAAAUGAUUACAAUAUUUUAACUCGUUAUUCAUCUUGGAAUAAAUUACAAAAUGUCAUUGCAUAUUGUCUGCGAAUGAAAACAAACAACAAGAAUACUGGUUAUUUAAAAAUCAAUGAAAUUGAAUAUGCUACUAAUACAAUAAUUAAACUAGUACAGAAAGAAAUAUUUUUUGAUGAAUUAAAAAUUCUAGAAAAUCAAAGACAAUUAAAUCAAAAAAGUAAAUUAAUUAAACUCACUCCAUUUAUUGAUAAAAAUGGAUUAUUGCGAGUAGGAGGGCGAUUACAAAAUGCCUCUAUUCCAUACAAUCAAAAGUAUCCAAUCAUUUUACCUAAAAAUCAUCAUGUAACUUCAUUAAUAAUUAAACAUGAACAUAAAGUACACUUGCAUACUGGUACUCAAGCCACAUUAUAUGCUGUAAGACAACAAUAUUGGCCGAUUGAUGGUCGCAAUCAAGUGAGUAAAAUAAUACGCACUUGUACAACAUGUCUACGAGCACAGCCUCGUACAAUUGAUUAUCUGAUGGGUAAUUUACCAAAAGCAAGAGUUAAUGAAGCAAUUCCAUUUACAAUAGUUGGGGUUGACUUUUGUGGACCUUUUUUAGUUAAAGAAAAGAAAGAAAGAAAUAGAAUUAAAGUUAAAAUAUACGUAGCAGUCUUUGUAUGUCUCGUCAUCAAAGCUGUACAUCUAGAAAUGGUCAGUGAUUUAACUACAGAUUGUUUUAUUGCUGCUUUAAAAAGAUUUGUUGCAAGACGUGGUUACCCGACUGAUAUUUAUUCAGACAAUGGUUUAAAUUUUCAAGGGGCCAACAAUGAAUUGAUUAAACUGCAAGAUCAAUUAAAAUCAAACGAUGCACAAAAUAAAUUACAAGAAUUUUUUAACACAAAAAAAAUUCAAUGGCAUUUUACGCCACCACUUUCUCCACAUUUUGGCGGACUUUGGGAAGCCGCAGUCAAGUCAUUCAAACAUCAUUUUAAAAGGGUUAUUAAACCAGAUAUUUUAUUAUCACAAGAAGAAUUCAACACCUUGAUUAUUGAGAUCGAGGCAAUACUCAAUUCACGUCCACUGACACCUAUUUCAACUGAUCCAAGUGAUUUUAUGGUGCUCUCACCUGGACAUUUUUUAAUUGGACAUGCUCUCACAACUAUAAGAGAUCAUGACUACAACAACAUACCCAUGAACAGGUUGUCUAGAUGGCAACUGAUUGAACAACUAAAACAAGAAUUUUGGCAACGUUGGCACAAUGAAUAUCUCAACGAGAUGAUCAACCGUAGUAAGUGGAACAAAGACAACAACAACAUAGAAAUGGGCGAUGUGGUCUUAUUGAAGGAAGACAACAUUCCACCUAUGCAUUGGGCAUUGGGUCGAAUCAUCGAGACGCAUCCUGGGACGGAUGGUAUUGUCCGUACGGUCACCAUCAAAACAGCAAAGUACCUACAAACGCAACGUCAAGAAAAUAGCACCCCUGGUUCCUUGUGA